Rotaria sp. Silwood1 is the source of this 846-nucleotide messenger RNA. Lineage: Eukaryota; Metazoa; Rotifera; Eurotatoria; Philodinida; Philodinidae. The record is from the annotation of a GenBank genome assembly.
AUGAAUUUCGGCGUAGACAAAGAUAGUUCAUUAAUUGAUACAUCAGUUUUACCAAAUGAUAUAUUUACACAAUUUAAAUUUGACUCACUUCAAAAGUUUCAAUCAGGUUUUGGAUUUUAUUCUGAAGAUACUACUGGUAUCAUUCCUAAAGUUGAAUACGAUUCGUCGACAAACUCAUUCAUUGGAUUUACAACACCAAUUGUUGAUGGUAUUCCAUUGAUGAAACAUUAUCAAGCUGAUACAUUUGAUGAUUUUAAAAUCAUUUAUAAGACCAAUGAAACAGCACCAUUAUUGAAUGUGCAUAUGUUUCAAAGUAUAUCAACAGAAGAUGAUCCAACAAAUUUUCCGAAACCAGUUUUACUCUCUGCUUAUGGUGUUGACAACAAAUUUACAGCUAUGGAUAUUUUACGACGAUGGAUGUAUAUUUUUGAACGUUGUUUAGAUAAAGAUGUUCGCAUUAUCGGAUUUUCUACAGAUCCGGUACAUAUCGUUACCAAAUGGCGUAAUCGAUUGUUAUCAUCAACAGCGGAUUUAUAUAUUGGGAACGAUAAAAUUAGUAUGGCACAUAUAGAACAACUAAUCGAUAACAAUAGUUAUACAAAAUUAGAUCAUGGUUUGACGAAAAGUGAUAUUAAUCCUAAAGAUCGCCAAAAUUAUAAUUCAUGUAUUAAGUUAAUAUCAGACGAUGUAAUAAAUCUUCUUAAUGAUAGUAUAGAUAGCAAUGGGACAGUUGUUUAUUUAACAUUGUUAAAAAUGAUAGUAAAAGCAUACAUUGAUAAAUCGACAAGUAGUCAUGAACGUAAGUCCAUUUUUAACAUUAGAGACGAAAAAAGUCAAACUGAUUAA